Physella acuta is the source of this 1644-nucleotide messenger RNA. RefSeq names its product cytochrome P450 2J4-like. Gene Ontology annotation, biological process: xenobiotic metabolic process. Gene Ontology annotation, cellular component: intracellular membrane-bounded organelle; cytoplasm. Lineage: Eukaryota; Metazoa; Mollusca; Gastropoda; Physidae. The record is from RefSeq and is a predicted model, not a curated record. Gene Ontology annotation, molecular function: oxidoreductase activity, acting on paired donors, with incorporation or reduction of molecular oxygen, reduced flavin or flavoprotein as one donor, and incorporation of one atom of oxygen; iron ion binding; heme binding.
AUACAGGGAACAUAACGAAGGAACUUUAAACAGUACAAGUAACAUAUGAAAAUAAAAUAACUUCCAACUGUACAGUAAGAUUUGAUAGGAAUGUUCAGACAUACAGGCAAGAUACAUUAGGAACUUGUAGUAACACAGGUUUCAAAAUUUUAAAAUAUGGAGUUGACGUCUUGGCUGGUUGCAUUGGUUGUCGUCAUAGCAACCCUCUACUGGUUGCUUAAAAAACCAAAACAUCUUCCCCCAUCCCCUGGGCUAGCUCUGCCUAUUGUGGGCCAUCUGUAUUUGUUGGAGCGAGAUCCAAGACAACAGUUCAAGAAAUGGUCUCAAAAACUUGGCGACGUCUUCAGUUUGAAGUUAGGUCAAGAAACAAUCGUCGUUUUAAAUUCGUUUGAGGUUAUAAAGGAAGCGUUCGUGAAACACGGAGACUCUAUUUCAGACAGACCCACAACAAGUUUUCUGGCAAGAAAUGUGCAACACAUGACGAAAGGUGUGGUUCGGUCUUCCGGUGCGUAUUGGAAAGAGCAACGAUCGGUUUCUCUUUCAAUCCUGAGAGGCUUCGGUAUGGGGAAAAAUAUACUGGCAGAAAAAAUAACAGAAGAAGUUGCUGCUUUUGUUAAGGAACUAGCAAAAGGUGAUGGCAGAGCAUUCAAAGCAAUGCAGUUUCGAAGUCUCAUCAACGUCAGCAUCUCCAACGUAAUUUGUUCCAUUAUUUUCGGGAAAAGAUUUGAAUUCGACGAUCCUAAAAUACAACAUCUAACAUCCAUGUUAAACGAUAUAGCUCAUCUAACUUCAGGAGUUUCAAAACUUAAUUUCCUUCCAUGUUUUAAAUAUCUACCGAAAUACAAGCUGAAUGCAGACAAAUUAAUUUCUGAGACAAUUGAACUACGUGAGUUUGCUACAAAAAUGGUGAAUGAAAUCCGGAAAAAUUAUGACCCAAACAACUUGGACAAUUAUAUUCUAGCGUAUGUUAACGAGAUGGAGAAGAAACAAAAUUCAGAAGAACCUACAAACCUAAGCGAUAUCAGCCUUAUUCGAAACAUAGAAAAUUUAUUUCUUGCAGGGACAGAGACCACCAGCACCACGAUUUUAUGGAGUCUUUAUUUCGUCUUGAAAAACCCGGAAAUCCAGACAAAACUUUACCAGGAGAUCAAAGAAAAAAUUGGAACAGAUCGUCAACCAAAUAUAUCUGACAAGGCACGUCUCAAAUAUUUAAACGCGUUCAUUAUGGAGACUCAAAGAGUGGGGAGUCUCGUGCCGUUUGCGCUAAAUCACGUCUGUUCCCAGGACACAGUUCUCAACGGUUUUACAAUUCCUAAAGGCGCCCAGGUCAUUCCGAAUGUAGAAGCUGUUCUCAAAGACGAGAAGAUCUGGGGGGAUCCUGAAAAUUUCCGACCUGAAAGAUUUAUUGACGAGCAAGGAAGUUUGCUGACUAGAGAAGAGCUAAUACCUUUUUCAAUUGGUCGUAGAAUCUGUCUUGGGGAAUCCCUGGCCAAGAUGGAACUUUUCUUGUUCCUGUCCUCCAUGUUUCAGAAGUUUGAAUUCCUGCCCGCUGAUCCAAAUUUUAAACCUUCUGAGAAAGACGUAUUUGGUGGGGUAGUUUCCCCUGUGCCAUUUGCCGUAAAAUGCGUCGAGAGAAGUCACUAA